Molecule: messenger RNA, 5987 nt
Organism: Equus caballus (horse)
Lineage: Eukaryota; Metazoa; Chordata; Mammalia; Perissodactyla; Equidae
Gene: ZNF606
Product: zinc finger protein 606
Biological process (GO): regulation of transcription by RNA polymerase II
Cellular component (GO): nucleus
Molecular function (GO): RNA polymerase II cis-regulatory region sequence-specific DNA binding; DNA-binding transcription factor activity, RNA polymerase II-specific
Source: RefSeq, a predicted model, not a curated record
AGCCCAGCCUUUGCCAUCUCAUAGCACAAGACAGGAUAUGGUACACCCAGAACACUGGGGUAACUGGAGUGGUAGAAGGCUUGGGUCAGAGGGCAGCAGUGUCUUCACACACCUGUAACCCACUGCCCACCUGACAAGGCCCUUGGUGAACAGCUCCAUUCAGUGACCUUCUCUAUGCCCUGCCUCCUUGUGGGUAUUACAGGCUGGACUGCAGCCCAUGAUGCAAAACUUUGAACCUACUACCUGUUGGCUCUACCUUUAAAAUACUAACGUGUCUGAAAUCUGACCACUGAUCACCACCACUCUGAUCCAAGCUGCCAUCAUCUGCCACCUUGAUUACUGCAUUGGUUCCUCGGAUCACUCUGCUCCUUCCCUCGCCCUCUUCGUCUAGUCUCCACAGAGGCCACAGCCCAUCACUGCUCUGCUCAGAACCAUGCCAUGGCUCCCCCUUUCACUCAAAGCCAGAGACAUCACGAUGUCCCUAAGGCUCUCUGCAAAUCCGGCCCCUCACUGCCUCUGACCAUAGUGCUGUUCCAACUAAGGGCUCGAAACAGGUGGACAAACAGGCAAGGCGAGUAAGCAGCAAGGAGGGAGAGGCAGGGGAACCAGGAAGCUCUGGGCGAGGGUCACUCUAACACAGGUGAGGAGGCUCCGUGCGGGCUUAAUGGGCUCUGCCGCAGGAGACUCCAGGGUCAGCUAGGGCUGGGCCGGGGGUCGUCGCCCAGGGGUGCUCCUGUGGGCGAGGGGCCUUUCGUCUCCCCGUCCGUGCUCUCGAAUAGUGGCUUUGAACGGCAGCUGCCCAGGUUUCGUUAGCCUGUUCCCGCCCUAUUCCUCAGCGCCGCUCAGGAAUUGCUGACUUGACUGGGACAAAACCCCACAAAAUAGGUCGACGAGAACUCACGCUCCCAGAAGGCUUCACCGCCUGAAAAGAGAUCUGAGCAAGCCCUGAUGUUCUCGGCAGGGCUGAGGGGAGGGCUUCACAGGCGAGGGGAGGCUCAAGAUUAGCUUCUUCAUCUGGAAAAGGGUAUCAUUAACAGCCACUUCCUCACAGACUUGUCACUAUUGAAUGGAACGAUCCCUCGAAGGCGCUCAGACUUCACCAAGCUCCUGUCGCGCAGUGCAGCCACCGUGAGCCGCCAUUUCGCGGGCGGGCAAACCGAGGCUCGCAGCGCCGCGAGUCACCCAGGCCCUCUACUUGGACAGCGGCGGCGGGAGAGGGCAGCCUGAGCCCGGACAGUACCGCAGCCCACGGGAGUCCCUGGUGCCGCGGGGGCGGGACUCGAGGAGGAGCAGCUCUGCCCACUGCCAUGGUGGCACUUCCAAAGUCGGAUCGCGCCGCCUGGAACUACAACUCCCAGCAGCCCGCGCGGCACGUCCUGGUCGACGCCGGGGGAGCGGCCGCCAUUGUCCGCGGCGGAGGUUGUAUUGCAGUUGCUCUCUGCGCAUCACCGAAUUCAUUGUUGCUGGGCAGGUGCCUGUUUGGUUAAUCCUGUGGGAUGGCGGCCAUCAACCCGUGGGCCUCCUGGGGUGUCCUUACAGAUGAGUCCUGGGAGAUGGCAGCUGUCGACCCAUGGGUGUCCUGGGGUGAGUCAAGAGCCUGUGUCCCCAUUGGCCACAUUGGCUGCCAUGUCGUGGCCUCUCCCAGCAGUGAUCUGCCAUUGCCCUGGAUCAGAGCCAGGGAACCAGCUCUGUGCCCUCAAGACACUGCGUGGCGUGUGGAGGAAACUCCCGAGGAAGGGAGGAAGGCUACCGGGCUCCUGACUGCCCAGGUCCAGGAACCAGUGACCUUCAAGGACGUGGCUGUGGACUUCACCCAAGAAGAGUGGGGGCAGCUGGACCCUGUUCAGAGGACCCUGUACCGGGACGUGAUGCUGGAGACCUAUGGGCACCUGCUCUCUGUGGGGAAUCAGAUCCCCAAGCCUGAGGUCAUCUCCCUGUUGGAGCAAGGAGAAGAGCCAUGGUCAGUGGAGCAAGCAUAUCCUCAAAGCACUUGUCCAGAAUGGAUGAGAAUUCUUGAAAGCAAAGUGUUGAUCCCAACACAGAGCAUUUUUGAAGAACAAUCCCAUAGCAUGAAGUUGGAAAGGUACAUAUGGGAUGAUCCUUGGUUCUCUAGGUUAGAAGUGUUGGGAUGUAGAGACCAAUUAGAAAUGUACCACAUGAACCAGAGUACAGCCAUGAGGCAAAUGGUCUUCAUGCAAAAGCAAGUAUUGUCUCAGAGAGGCUCUGAGUUCUGUCAACUUGGGGCAGAGUGUAACCAGAGCUUUGUCCCAUCUCAGAGAGUUUCUCAAAUAGAACACUUCUAUAAGCCUGAUACAAAUGCUGAAAGCUGGAGAUGUAACUCAGCCAUAAUGUAUGCAGAUAAGAUUACCUGUGAAAAUAAUGAUUAUGACAAAGCCUUCUACCAGUCAGUGCAACCUAUCCACCCUGCAAGGGUGCAAACUGGGGAUAAUCUUUUCAAAUGUACUGAUGCUGUUCAGUCUUUCAAUCAUAUACUACAUUUUGGUGAUCAUAAGGGAAGUCAUACAGGAGAAAAACUCUAUGAAUAUAAGGAAUGCCAUCAAAUCUUUAACCAAAGCCCACCAUUUAAUGAACAUCCAAGACUUCAUAUUGGAGAAAACCAGUAUGAUUACAAAGAAUUUGAGAAUAUCUUUUACUUCUCGUCCUUUAUGGAACAUCAAAAAGUUGGUACUAUAGAGAAAGCUUAUAAAUACAAUGAAUGGGAGAAAGUCUUUGGGUAUGACUCAUUCCUUACUCAACAUACAAGCACUUACACUGCAGAGAAACCCUAUGAAUAUAAUGAAUGUGGGACAUCUUUCAUCUGGAGCUCUUACCUUAUCCAACAUAAGAAAACUCAUACCGGAGAGAAACCCUAUGAAUGUGAUAAAUGUGGGAAAGUUUUUAGGAAUCGUUCAGCCCUUACUAAACAUGAACGGACUCACACUGGAAUAAAACCCUACGAAUGUAAUAAAUGUGGGAAAGCCUUCAGCUGGAAUUCUCAUCUUAUUGUACAUAAGAGAAUUCAUACAGGAGAGAAACCUUAUGUAUGUAAUGAAUGUGGGAAAUCUUUCAACUGGAACUCUCAUCUCAUUGGACAUCAGAGAACUCACACUGGAGAGAAACCUUUUGAAUGUACUGAAUGUGGAAAAUCUUUCAGCUGGAGCUCCCAUCUUAUUGCCCAUAUGAGAAUGCAUACUGGAGAGAAGCCCUUUAAAUGUGAUGAAUGUGAAAAGGCUUUUAGGGAUUACUCAGCCCUGAGUAAACAUGAAAGAACUCACUCUGGAGCAAAACCAUAUAAAUGUACUGAAUGUGGAAAAUCUUUCAGCUGGAGUUCCCAUCUUAUUGCUCAUCAGAGAACUCACACAGGAGAGAAACCCUAUAACUGUCAGGAAUGUGGCAAAGCAUUCAGAGAACGCUCAGCUCUCACUAAACACGAAAUAAUUCAUUCUGGAAUUAAGCCUUAUGAAUGUAAUAAAUGUGGAAAAUCUUGCAGUCAGAUGGCUCACCUUGUUAGACAUCAAAGGACUCAUACUGGAGAAAAGCCCUAUGAAUGCAAUAAAUGUGGAAAAUCCUUCAGCCAGAGCUGUCACCUUGUUGCUCAUCGGAGAAUUCACACUGGUGAGAAACCCUAUAAAUGUAAUCAAUGUGAAAGAUCCUUUAACUGUAGCUCUCACCUUAUUGCACACCGGAGAACUCAUACGGGAGAGAAACCAUAUAGAUGUAAUGAAUGUGGGAAAGCAUUUAAUGAGAGUUCUUCCCUUAUUGUACAUCUGAGAAAUCAUACUGGAGAAAAACCCUACAAAUGUAAUCAUUGUGAGAAAGCUUUCUGUAAGAAUUCUUCUCUUAUUAUUCAUCAGAGAAUGCAUAGUGGAGAGAAACGCUUUAUAUGCAGCGACUGCGGAAAAGCCUUUAGUGGUCACUCAGCCCUACUUCAACACCAGAGAAAUCACAGUGAAGAGAAACUCUGUGAAUUGAAUUGAUGAGAGACUUUUCUUUUGUUGUACAUUUGAUAAUACAUUGAAGGAAAUCUCUAUCAGUAUAAUCAAGAGAAAUUUAUUAGUAAGAGUUUAGUAGGACUUCUCCCCUUAUUAUUGAAUAGAAAAUAUCUUCUUAGAAGAAACCUGUGAAUGAAAAGAAUAGGGAAAAGCUUUCAGCAGUUAUGUAGCCCUUAUUUAACAACAAAUUAUUACAGUGAAGAAAACUUGAAACUCCCCUCAUGGUCCACUGGGAAUCCUACUUGAGUAACAUGAACAUGGGAAAUGAGACAUCUUUUAGUAAGAGAUCUUGACAACUUGUGGAUCAGAGGGUAUAGUGAAGGGAAAAACCUUAUGCUAGGAAAAGUGUUUCAACUGGAAAUACACUUUUGCAUCAAGCUGGAGUGUUGGAUGGGAAUCUUUAUAAUAACAUUUUGUGCAUAAUUAUGGAAAUACAGAUUUUGCUAUUAUAAGGGGAGGGUCUGAGUGCCCUUUAAGGAAUAGAAUAUGGAAUACUAAAUCUGAAUUUAAGAAAAAAGUAGUAUUGAAUGGGAUAUUUACUGUUGAUCAAGAUUAACCUUAGAAAAGAUUAGUAAAUGAGAUUAGUAAUGGUGGAAAGGUUAUUGCCUAGAAGAAUGAGACUGAUGUUUUGAAACAAAAGGUGAUACGUAUUAACCCUGUGUGUCAGUGACCCUGGUUUACUCAUUACUGCAUUGUUGGACAAUUAGUUUGUAAUUUGUUUUAGGCAAUCACCAUAAGUUAUAAUUAUGGACACUGCAUCAAUAUACAUAACAUGAAGGAAUAAGGAGGAGACAGAAUUGUAUAUACAUAUCUACUAUACCAUCUAAAAAAAUGUAUAUGGAUAAGGACUGGAAAGACCCAUGGAGAAAUUAACCCAGUUAAUUUGAUUUUUUUUUAAGUGUCACAAACCUAGCACUUAGCGUGUACUAGGCUUUGUUUUCAGUGCUUUUCAACUAUUAACUUGUUCAAUCCCCUUAAUUCUAUGAGCUAGAUACUAUUAUUAUCCCAGUUUUACAAAUAGAGAAACUGAGGCAGAGAUGUUGUGAAACCUACCUAAGGACACACAGCUAGAAAGGUUUGGAGCUGGGAUUGUCUCCAGAGUUCAUGUUUUUAACUACUACGUUAUGCUGCCUCUCCAGUGAUUUUUUUCCCUAAUGUUUUUUUCUUUUAUUCAGUGUUUCUAUAGUAGAUAUUUGAUAAUAAAAAUCGAGAAAUUCCUAAACAACAAGAAAUAAAGUUACCUGGCUUUCUGUCCUGAAGGAUUUCUGGUAACAUGAGAGCUAAGAUCCCUUUGGAAUAUGAAGUCUGGACUGGACAUUCAGAACCACUGCAUUUUCUGGGACCUGAGUUUGCUAGAAUUUCACCACCCACAACCCUGAGGAUUACAGCAUAGCAGGGGCUGGGGGACUCACUGGAGGUUUGGGCAAGUCUGAGGAAUGCCCUUCAUGGGUUUAGAAUGCCUCUCAGGGGGCAGAGGGCAAGAGACACUACUGCACAUGGGAGCACCUUUUCUCAAGGUCUCCCUUGAAUUCAGUGUUUAUAUUUUCUUUAUAUUCUACAGAUGAAAAGAUUGCUUGAUAGAAGGGAGGAUUCAGAAGGGAAUCUAGUCCAUCACAUAAGAGUGAGGAAGUCUCUCUGAGUGCUCACAGGGGGAAGGGAGCGAGAGGGGUAGGAGGACUUUGGACGCUUCUCUCCAGUUCACACGUAUUUCCUGUAUUUCCCUAAACAAGGGCUAUAAUUAGGGGCAACAAUCCUUCCUGGAUAGGCUUCAAGGGUAUUGGUUAGAAAUCUAGGUACAAAAGAUUCAUCAGGUUCUCGAGGGGUCCAUAACUCCCCUAGUGGUUGAGAACCAGUGGCCUACUCAUAUCAUGGGAAGGCUGUGUUCACCAUGUGACUCCUGUGGCUGGAGCUCAAAUAGGUAUGUAGUAUCUGAUUCCCUACUUUUCAGGGCUUAAUGCAUAGUCAUCACCCAAUAAAUGUUGCAGGAGUAAAUUA